UAGAUAAACUGAAACUUGUAAGCGGUCCUUCAGUCAUCCGCAGCUGCACUUCUGUGAGUGGUGCUCAGCCUUGAAUAAAACACAAAUUUUGGGAUUUGCAGGAAAACAAAAUCUGUUGAAAUGGCUCUGCAUCACCAACCGCAGUUUUUCAAGCUAAUGGUCCCAUAUAAAAGCAUCAUCCGUGGUGGACUUCAGCCUGGCAAAGCCAUCAUCGCCCAAGGAAUCGUCAAUUGCCAAGCGAAUAGUAUUGAGUUUAAUCUGCAUCACAAAUUGGGAAUUGCGUUUCACUACAAGCCUCGUUUUGAUGAGAAUGUGGUUGUUCGCAACACUUUUGAAAAUGGGAAAUGGGGUGAUGUGGAGGAGAGAUCUGGACCCAUGCCGUUCAAAAGAGGGCAGCAGUUUCUGGUGACAAUUUUAUGCAGUUGUGAUCAUUACAAGGUGUUUGUCAAUGGUGAAGAAACUCACACUUACAAACAUCGCUUCACUAAACUGGGGGAGAUUGAUGUUUUGGAAGUUGGUGGAGAUUUGGAGCUGACCUUUGUGCAGCCCUAACAGGGAAUUCAUCCAGAUCUAAUAAAAAUAGAUGUAAAUCUAGAUAAACUUACAUGCAAAAAAUACUCAAGAAAAAAAAAAAAAACACAUUUAUAUGUAUCAAUCUACACAUUACCAUGUAAAGAUGUUUCAAUCUUGAUCUGAUACCCAUGUGAUUGUCCACAGCUUCAGUGAUGGUAAUCAAUAAAAAUUAAUAAAAAGA
Molecule: messenger RNA, 754 nt
Organism: Ctenopharyngodon idella (grass carp)
Lineage: Eukaryota; Metazoa; Chordata; Actinopteri; Cypriniformes; Xenocyprididae
Product: galectin-5-like
Exons: 4
Coding region: 121-552 (143 amino acids)
Biological process (GO): negative regulation of CD4-positive, alpha-beta T cell proliferation; positive regulation of gene expression; negative regulation of type II interferon production
Cellular component (GO): nucleus; cytosol
Molecular function (GO): galactoside binding; carbohydrate binding
Source: RefSeq, a predicted model, not a curated record